Messenger RNA from Letharia columbiana, 3603 nucleotides. RefSeq lists its product as uncharacterized. Gene Ontology annotation, molecular function: ATP binding; protein binding; cohesin loader activity. Gene Ontology annotation, biological process: mitotic sister chromatid cohesion. The transcript is spliced from 5 exons. Lineage: Eukaryota; Fungi; Ascomycota; Lecanoromycetes; Lecanorales; Parmeliaceae. Gene Ontology annotation, cellular component: chromosome. The record is from RefSeq and is a predicted model, not a curated record. Bases 1 to 3603 code for a protein of 1200 amino acids.
AUGUACAUCAAACAGAUAAUCAUACAAGGCUUCAAAAGCUAUAAAGAGCAGACAGUUAUUGAGCCCUUCUCUCCAAAGCACAAUGUGAUCGUUGGACGCAAUGGCUCUGGGAAGAGCAAUUUCUUCGCCGCUAUCCGGUUUGUCCUCAGCGAUGCCUACACGCAAAUGGGCCGCGAGGAGCGGAAUGCGCUACUUCAUGAAGGGACAGGCGCAGCGGUCAUGUCUGCUUUCGUGGAAAUCAUAUUCGACAAUAGUGACGACCGCUUUCCAACAGGCAAACCGGAGCUCAUUCUACGACGGACAAUUGGGAUGAAGAAGGACGAGUACUCUCUAGAUCGGAAGAACGCUACCAAGUCGGAUGUCAUGAACCUACUGGAAUCUGCAGGCUUUUCGCGCUCGAACCCAUACUAUAUUGUUCCGCAAGGACGUGUCACUGCAUUGACAAAUAUGAAGGAUAAUGAGAGGCUGAACCUGCUGAAAGAAGUGGCUGGUACACAGGUCUACGAAGCUAGGAGGACAGAGUCUUUGAAAAUCAUGAACGAGACGAACAACAAGAGGGAAAAAAUUGAUGAGCUAUUGGUAUACAUCAAAGAACGAUUGACCGAAUUAGAGGAAGAGAAGGAAGAGUUGCGAGAUUUCCAGGAGAAGGACAAAGACCGCCGAUGUCUCCAAUACACUAUCGACCAUCGAGAACAAGUCGCAAUUGCCAACGAGCUAGACAACCUUGAUGACCAGAGGCAGGGUGGCGUUGAUGACACGGAAGAGAGCUCGGAACGCUUCAUUCAAGGCGAAAAGGAACUCACUGAGAUCAACGCACAGAUCAGCGAGCUGAAACAACAGGUUGAGUUCCUCAAAGUGGACAAAAGGCAGCUCGAAGAUGAGCGCAAGGAAAAUGCCCGAGCCAGGGCGAAAAUCGAGCUGGAAGUCAAAAGCCUUAGCGAUGGCCAGUCUGCGGCUCAACAAGCAAGAUCGCACUACGAAUCGGAAUUAGACAAGGUUCAGACCUCAAUUAGAGAACACGAAGAAGAACUGGCACAGGUUACGCCUGAGUACCUUGAGAAGCUGCAGCAAGAGGGGACCAUCAAAUCCGAACUCAGCAGCGCAGAAGACACUCGUUCAGGAUUAUAUGCCAAACAAGGUCGAAAUUCUCAGUUCCGAAAUAGAAAGGAGCGAGACGAGUGGCUGAGAGAGGCGAUCAACAGCAGCUAUACCGACUUAUCGAAGGUUAAGGCUGUUCGAGUACAGACAGCUGAGGACAUAACAGAGUUGGAGAAUGACAUUGCGAAUGCCAAGGCCGAAAUCACGGAGUUGCGAGAGCAGAUGGAUAGCCGUGGAGACAACAGCGAGGCGAUACAGAAAGAUAUCCACAAGGCUAAGGCACUACGGGACAAGCUUAUGGAUGAGCGCAAGGAGCUUUGGAGAGACGAUGCAAAGCUGGAUUCUGUCAUGCAAAAUGCGCAGAAAGAACUUCGGCAUUCAGAACAGGAACUUUCUUCAACCAUGGACCAGAAUACUAGUCGUGGCCUGGCAGCUGUCCGGCGAAUAAAACGUCAACAUAACCUUCAUGGUGCUUUCGGCACCCUAGCUGAACUGAUGGAAGUUAACGAACGCUACCGAAGAGCCGUUGAGGUCACAGCUGGCGCCAGUCUCUUCCAUUAUGUCGUGGACAACGACGACACAGCUUCUAAGAUCAUCGAGAUCUUGCAAAAGGAGAGAUCGGGCCGUAUCACCUUCAUACCUCUGAAUCGAGUGAGGCCGAAGAGCUCAAACGUGCCAAAGGCCAAUGAUGCCAUUCCGAUGAUCGAGAAGAUCCAAUUCGAUCCAAUGUAUGAGAAAGCUUUUCAGCAAGUGUUCGGUCAAACCAUCAUUUGCCCGACUCUGACCAUUGCGGGACAGUACGCCAGAAGCCACAAUGUCAAUGGUGUUACGAUGGAUGGCGACCGAUCAGACAGGAAGGGUGCUUUCACCGGUGGAUCUCUCGACAAUCGAUCUUCACGUCUUCAGGCUGUCCGAAACGCGUCGAAAUGGCGAGACGAGUGCGAUACUCAUAGAGCUAGGUCUGUUGAGAUCAAGCGGACGUUGGAACGCAAAGAUCAAGAGAUUACUCAAGCGGUGGGCAAUCUCCAGAAGAUCGAGCAGAAGAAGGUGCAACAAGAGAAUAGCUACGGCCCGUUGAGGCAGGAGCUAAGAAACAAGGAGGCCAGCGUCGACAACAAGAGAGAUACUCUCGACAAGAAGCAGCGAGCAAAGUCAGGAAUCGAAGCGAGUUUCAAGCGUCUAACAGAUCAGCAGAACGCACACGAAGCUGAAAUCGCGUCUCCGUUCAAGAAAGAUUUGACAAGUGACGAGGAAACACAGUUGGAGAACCUGAGCUCCAAUGCCAUAGACCUUCGACGGCAGCUCUCCGAAUUGACUUCAAGCCGUAGCGAGCUUGAGUCAAGGAAAACUAUUCUUGAAAUCGAACUCCGAGAAAAUCUCCGUCCGCGCCUCGACCAGCUCAAAUCCCAGGAAUUUGACAGCCAAGACAGCGGCAGCCGAGGCAAUCUCAAACAAAGCCAACAAGAGCUCAAACGUAUCAACAAGUCUGUAGAAGAGGUCGAGCGAAAGCUGCAAGAGACUAACACCUCGAUCGAAUCCGCCAACUCUAACAUAUCGGACCUUGAUCAGCGUCACGCCGAGAUCAUGCAUGCCCAAUCCGAAAUCGCCAAAUCUAUGGAAAAAGCGCAGAAGCGUAUGGAGAAAUCCAUCCAAAAGCGCCGCAUCCUCACGAAGCAAGCUGCCGAAGUAGCGACCAAGAUCCGCGACUUGGGCAUCCUGCCACAGGGGCUCGAGAAGUAUGAGAAAAUCAAGAGCGAUGCGAUCGUCAAGCGCCUUCACAAGGUCAACGAAGCAUUGAAGAAGUACGGGCAUGUGAACAAGAAGGCUUUUGAGCAAUACAACAACUUUACGAAUCAGCGAGAGACCUUGGAGAAGAGAAGUGGAGAGUUGAUCGAAGGCCAGGCGAGCAUUGAAGAAUUGAUCACGGUGCUGGAUCAGCGGAAGGAUGAAGCCAUCGAGCGGACCUUCAAGCAAGUUUCCAAGGAGUUUGCGAACGUGUUCGAGAAGCUCGUCCCGGCCGGCAGAGGACGACUCGUCAUACAACGGAAAGCGGACAAGCCGCAAGCCGGGGAGGAGGAGUCGGACGAUGAGAGGAGGGAGAGCGUGGAGAAUUAUACCGGCGUCGGUAUCAGCGUGAGCUUCAACAGCAAGCACGAUGACCAACAACGCAUCCAGCAGCUCAGCGGUGGGCAGAAGAGCCUCUGCGCCCUCGCCCUCGUCUUCGCGAUCCAGCAGUGCGACCCGGCCCCCUUCUACCUCUUUGACGAAAUCGACGCCAACCUCGACGCCCAGUACCGCACCGCCGUCGCCAACAUGCUGCGGUCCAUCGCCGACAAGUCCGGCGAGGCCGGCGGCGGCCAGUUCAUCUGCACCACCUUCCGGCCCGAGAUGCUGCUGGUGGCGGAGAAGUGCUACGGGGUGCGCUACCUGGGCAACAAGAGCAGUAGCGUCGUGGUGGUGGGGAAGGAUGAGGCGUUGAAGUUUGUGGAGGGGGAGAAGCAGUAG